Messenger RNA from Olea europaea var. sylvestris, 483 nucleotides. RefSeq lists its product as uncharacterized. The transcript has a single exon. The coding region runs from base 1 to 483 and encodes 160 amino acids. The record is from RefSeq and is a predicted model, not a curated record. Lineage: Eukaryota; Viridiplantae; Streptophyta; Magnoliopsida; Lamiales; Oleaceae.
AUGUCCCCAUACCGACUAGUCUUUGGGAAAGCAUGCCACCUACCAGUGGAAUUUGAGCACAGAGCGUAUUGGGCAUUCAAGCAGUUAAACAUGGACCUCAAAAAGGCUGGAGAAACAAGAGUACUACAGCUACAUGAGUUAGAGGAAUUCAGAAGAGAGGCAUAUGAGAAUGCAUCCAUCUAUAAGGAAAGGACAAAGCAGUGGCACGACAAGAACAUUAGGCAACGAAUUUUUCGAGUAGGGGAUCAAGUGCUAUUAUACAAUUCCCGGCUUAAACUUUUUCCAGGAAAAUUGAAGUCUCAAUGGUCUGGCCCUUUUACGGUCUCUCAGGUGUUUCCCUACGAGGCAGUUGAAUUACACUAUCCAACUAAAGAAAAUUUCAAAGUAAAUGGUCAACGCAUCAAGCAUUAUGUGGAAGAUUUCCCCACCGUUAAAGAGAGUCUUGAUCUAGCUGUUCCUGAACAACUGCGACACUACGUCUAG